This is a messenger RNA of Nicotiana attenuata, 1054 nucleotides long. Its product is annotated as auxin-responsive protein IAA1-like. Lineage: Eukaryota; Viridiplantae; Streptophyta; Magnoliopsida; Solanales; Solanaceae. Gene Ontology annotation, biological process: regulation of DNA-templated transcription. The transcript has 5 exons. Bases 173 to 841 code for a protein of 222 amino acids. Gene Ontology annotation, cellular component: nucleus. The record is from RefSeq and is a predicted model, not a curated record. Gene Ontology annotation, molecular function: protein binding.
CCAUCUGCCUAAACGUGUUGAGAGGAGAAUGGUUAAUUAAAAUGAUAGCCUCCUUCCACAUUCCCAAGCUUAUAUAGUAGCCAAACAUCAGACCCAAACACUUCUCGUAAUCCAUUUUCAAUUAGUAGCCACUUUUUAACACCUUGUAGCCUACAGAAGUAGAAGUAAAAAAAUGUCAUCGGAGAAAACAAAAACAAAGGACUUGUCGGAAUCCGAUGUGUCCAGUCUUAGUUUCGAGGAAACUGAACUCACUCUUGGGUUACGCCGAGAUUCGGAAAAACAAAUCUGUGGUGCGAAACGUGGACUCUCAUCUGAAGCUGUUGAGUUGAGCCUAGGAAGCUUUACUUCCAGAAAUCCUCAAGAUCAAAACUACGAAGAUGAUCAUUAUUGCAACAAUGAAAUCUCUACCGCAACCAAACCUUCGGCAAAGGCACAAGUAGUUGGAUGGCCACCAGUGAAAUCAAACAGGAAGAAGAUGGGAGUAGUAAAGAAGUGCAAAUACGUGAAGGUGGCAGUAGAUGGAGCUCCUUACUUGAGAAAAGUUGACUUGGAGAUGUACAGCAGCUAUGACCAGCUGCUAAUUGCUUUGGAAAACAUGUUUACUUGCCUAACAACUAUCUGUAACUUUGUAAAUGAGAGGAAGCUUAUGGACCCUACAAAUGGUGUGGAAUACUUGCCAACUUAUGAAGACAAAGAUGGGGACUGGAUGCUUGUUGGAGACGUUCCAUGGAAAAUGUUUGUUGAAUCUUGCAAGAGGCUCAGGUUGAUGAAGAGCUCAGAGGCCAUUGGAUUAGCUCCAAGGACUAACGUAUUAAUGGCGAAAUGCUCGGGUACAAGUUGAUUGAAGAAGUUUUCCCAUCUUGGCCUGCAUGUACAUUGGUAGAACCGGAUCGAGGAUUUUGAGAAAAUGGGUGCAUUAUCAUGAAAAGAUCGAUCUAGGAUAUAAGUUUUACUGUUUCAACCUAUAGGUCUUACUAUUGCACCUAUUAUGCUUUUGGAAUUAUAAGUUUAAAAUUAUUAUUUUUAAAUAGUAAUUUUCUUAUACUUAUAUCUA